Molecule: messenger RNA, 2617 nt
Organism: Musa acuminata subsp. malaccensis (wild Malaysian banana)
Lineage: Eukaryota; Viridiplantae; Streptophyta; Magnoliopsida; Zingiberales; Musaceae
Product: S-type anion channel SLAH2
Biological process (GO): transmembrane transport; intracellular monoatomic ion homeostasis
Cellular component (GO): membrane
Molecular function (GO): voltage-gated monoatomic anion channel activity
Source: RefSeq, a predicted model, not a curated record
GCUGGCCCAUGGCGGUCAAAGCAGCCGUGGAGUUCUUUUGACGACUGUGGCGGGCAGUCCCCCGCGCAUUCUUCCCCUGGUCGCUGCUCUGCUCCACCCGCCAAGCCCUAUAAUAAUACGGAGCUGAUCAACGAUGUACGCCGCGAGCUUCUGCGAGUCCGCGCCUUUCUGCUCGCUUUCUUUAAUCGCUUAAACAUAUCAAAGUUGCGUUUCCGUCAAGAAACCGCAGAGAGAUGGCGACAAGGGAAGCUCCGCGAGGGUUCCAGAGAUAAUAUCUCGCCGUUAGGCCGCUAUAUUCUGCUCCGUCGCUGCCAUACCAGCAGUGUUCCUUUUCUCCUUUUCCUCUUCCUCGUCUUCUUUUCCACCCUAGUCAAGUGGUUGUUAGGGUUGUUCUCAUCUCAUCUUCCUUGUCGGUAUAUACCAAGAAAAGCCGCCCUCGUUCAUUGCACUUCCUUUUCCGGCCCAAGCUUUGUUAUUAGUUGGUUCCGAUGGAGCAAGUUUCCUGUGAUGAACUUCCAUCUCUUCUCAAGUGUGCUGCAUCCGAAAAGGUUGCUGGCUUCGACAGUGUUGCCUGUGGCAUUACCAGUCCGCAGGGAGAGACAACAGCGGGCAAAGGAUCCGAAGACGCGUGCUGUCAUCUUCCUGCCACUGUGAUCAGCAUUCCUCCGGUAAGAUCAGCAGCACAGGAAGGCGGCAAUCUGUCAUACGCUCUUUCUGUAAGCCUUCCGGCCUCUCCUUCCGGAUUCCAUAUCCUGCAAGCUAACCAAAUGGGAUCCGGAGCAAGUGAGACGGCUCAACCUGCUCGAUCUGCUACUCCCACUGCUGCCGUGUCGGAGCAACCUAAACAGGGGAAGUCCUUCUCUCAGCCUAUUCUGCCGGUGAGUUCCGAUGGGAAGGUGAUGGCAAAUGGUAGAGUCGUUGCUGAUCCACUUGAGAAGAGUCGAAGGAUGUCAGGGAAUGAUAACCAGAGGGACAAACGCUUCGAUUCAUUCAAGACAUGGUCUGGAAGACUGGAGAGGCAGUUGUCCAACUUGCGUGGGAAACCACAAGAACCCGACGACGAGGCUAAUGACUCCAGCAUUAUCGACGUCGAGCCUGUGCCCGCAGUAGAUCGCUACUUCGAUGCUUUGGAAGGACCAGAACUGGACACUCUCAGGGUAUCGGAGGUGUCGGUGCUUCCCGAGGACAAGAAAUGGCCUUUCCUCCUCCGGUUUCCCAUAUCUUCCUUCGGUAUGUGCCUCGGUUUGAGCACCCAAGCCAUCCUAUGGAAGGCAUUGGCCACAUCGCCGUCGGUGAGCUUCUUGAACGUGAGCCUGACCGUCAAUCUCGUCCUCUGGUGCAUCUCGCUGGUGCUGAUGAGCACCGUGUCCCUCAUCUACGCCCUAAAGGUCAUCUUCUACUUCGAAGCGGUCAGACGAGAGUACUACCACCCUGUCCGAGUCAACUUCUUCUUUGCUCCUUGGAUCGCCUGCCUGUUCUUGGUGCAGGGCGUGCCGCCGUCGGUGACGGAGACGCCGCCUGCUGCUGUCUGGUACGCCCUCAUGGCUCCCAUCUUCUGCCUCGAGCUCAAGAUCUACGGGCAGUGGAUGUCGGGAGGCCAACGCAGGCUGUCCAAGGUGGCCAACCCUUCCAACCAUUUGUCCAUCGUAGGGAACUUCGUCGGCGCGUUGGUGGGCGCCUCCCUGGGGCUCAAAGAAGGUCCCAUCUUCUUCUUCGCCGUUGGAUUGGCGCACUACACGGUCCUAUUUGUUACCCUGUACCAGAGGCUUCCUACCAACAAGACCCUCCCCAAGGAGCUGCACCCUGUUUUCUUCCUGUUCGUUGCUGCGCCCAGUGUCGCUUGCAUGGCUUGGGCAAGGAUCAACGGUGACUUCGAUUACGGCUCCAGGAUUGCUUACUUCGUUGCCUUCUUCCUCUACGUCUCUCUCGCUGUGAGGAUCAAUUUUUUCCGAGGCUUUAGGUUCUCGCUGGCUUGGUGGGCGUAUACUUUCCCAAUGACUGGCUUCUCGAUUGCAACCAUCAAGUAUUCGAUGGAAAUUACCAAUGCGUUCACCCAGGCACUCUCUGUAGGCUUCUCUGCCAUCUCCACCUUCACCGUCACAGCCCUGCUCGUUUCCACCAUCAUUCAUGCCUUUGUCCUCCGUGACCUCUUCCCCAACGACAUCUCCAUCGCCAUCACCCAGAAAAGGCCAAAGUUCAGUAAGUUCAUUGCCCAUCUGAGAUCCAUUAACUCAGACACGAAGGAAAUGGAGGCAUCGGUUUCCAAAGAUAACCUGGAAGUCUGAAUGCUUCCCCCGCCCCCCUUCUUCCUUCAGGGUACCAUAUCUAAUGCCAAGGCCAGUCAUUCAAGAAGAGAAUGCUGAUCUCAGGAAAUGGUUCGGCAUUUCAUCAGGUGGUCUGGAGGAAAGACUGCAUCACAUAUAAAUGGGCUGUCGUGGACUUAUGUAUGUAACUCGAAUGAAUAAAGAAAAAUGAUGCUACAGACACAAAUCAUCACUAUAAGUGAAUUCAAGUGCUUCUCAUUUGCAGCUCUUCUAUAAAUGAUGUCGAUGAAGAAACUCCGCAAGAUUUAAUUUGGGUGAAUUAAAAUGCAGUACGAUCUUUAUGUUUCCGAGUA